Messenger RNA from Labeo rohita (rohu), 3012 nucleotides. RefSeq names its product RUN and FYVE domain containing 1 (gene rufy1). Bases 12 to 2108 code for a protein of 698 amino acids. Gene Ontology annotation, cellular component: cytoplasm. Lineage: Eukaryota; Metazoa; Chordata; Actinopteri; Cypriniformes; Cyprinidae. Gene Ontology annotation, molecular function: metal ion binding. The transcript has 17 exons. The record is from RefSeq and is a predicted model, not a curated record. Gene Ontology annotation, biological process: regulation of endocytosis; protein transport.
GACAAGUAAACAUGGCGGACGAGGAUCCAAACACGAAAGUUGAAUGCGAAGACGUUCCUGCAAAAGAGGAAGAGCCAGAAACUACGGAACCUGGGCGAAAUGAUGUCGCCAACGAUACCGACGAGGUGCAGAGGGACAAACGGGCGGACAGCUCGUGGUCGGCGCCGAUUUUGUCGUUUGCUCGGAAAGCGACGGAGACGCUGAGCAGUGGAGUGAAUCACUACAGCGCAGGGUUAAAGGGAUCUGACACAUCACAACACUCCUCUGACACAUCAGAUCUUGUAAAGACUGCAGCUGUGAAGGAUCAUAUGGUGGUGGAGAGGUCAAAUCUCCUCAGCAUGAUGAAGCUCAGCAUUAAGGUUCUGAUCCAGUCGUCUCUCAGUCUCGGACGCACGCUGGACUCUGAAUAUCCACCUCUGCAACAGUUCUUCGUGGUUCUGGAGCACUGCCUUAAACAUGGGUUAAAAGUGAAGAAGACUUUCAUUGGCCAAAAUAAGUCUAUCUGGGCUCCUCUGGAGCUGAUAGAGAAGCUGUGCCCUGAGUCAGCUGACAUUGCCACCAGUGUGCGGGAUAUGCCAGGAAUCAAGACAGGCCUCGGACGAGCUCGAGCGUGGCUGCAUCUGGCUCUAAUGCAGAAAAAAAUCGCAGACUACAUGAAAGAGCUUAUAAAUAGAAAAGACCUUCUUGGGGAGUUUUAUGAACCUGGGUCUCUUAUAAUGGAAGAGGAGGGGGCUGUGAUUGUAGGGAUGCUGGUGGGUUUGAAUGUGAUCGAUGCCAAUCUGUGUGUUAAAGGAGAGGAUCUGGAUUCCCAGGUGGGCGUCAUUGACUUCUCAAUGUAUCUAAAGGAUCCCCAAGCGACUGAGAAUACACAAGAUGAUUCAAAAAUGACAGCCAUUCUUGACCAGAAGCACUACAUAGAAGAACUAAACCGGCAUCUGAGCUGCACGGUCACGGAUCUUCAGGCCAAGAUGGACUCACUGGAGAAAACCAACAGCAAGCUCAUUGAGGAGCUUACAGCAGCCACAGACAGAAUCAAUGCUUUGCGUGAAGAGCAGGAACAACUUAGACAAGAAAAUGCAAAUAUUCUCCAAACUAGUCAGAGGAAAGAGGAGGUGACUCUACAAGACAGCCAGGUAGAGCUAGACACGUAUCGACAGACACGGCAGGGUUUGGAUGAAAUGUACAAUGUAGUCUGGAAGCAGUACAAGGAGGAGAAACGAAUCCGGCAGGAGCUGCAAAAGGAGCUGGAGCUGCAGAACGGUCUGAAGCAGGAAAUGGAAGUUGCAAUGAAACUCCUAGAAAAGGACACGCAUGAAAAACAAGACUCGCUGGUCGCACUGCGACAACAACUAGACCAAGUCAAGAAUCUCAACUUACAGAUGUUCAAUAAAGCACAGGAGUCUGACCGAGUGGCCCACAAAAAAGAGGAGGACAUGCAACAACUGGAAAAGAAGAUGAUUCAGAUGGAAGCAGCCAUGAAGGAACUAGAGCAGAGGCUUCAGAAUUCAGAAAACGUGCGCAAGAACACAGAUGAAAGCCAGAAUGAGCUGAGAUCGGAGAUGAAAGGGAAAGUGAACGCUCUGCAGAAGCGUCUCGCUGACCUCGACACACUCAGGGCAGGCCUGGAGUCAGAGCUUAGCGUGGAGAAAGAGCAGCGGCAAAAUCUGCAGAGGGAGUUACAGAGAGAACAGGACAACAGCGCAGAGCUGCGCACACAACUGCAGCAGCUGCAGGGCCUGCAGACGGAACUGCUUGGUCUUCGACAGGAGAAGAAACAGCUCCAGCAGCUGUGUGAGGAGCAGGAACAGGCUCUACAGGAGAUGGGCCUUCAUCUCAGCCAAUCCAAACUCAAGAUGGAGGACUUCAAAGAGGUCAACAAAGCCUUGAAGGGUCAUGCCUGGCUAAAAGACGACGAAGCUACACAGUGCAAGCAGUGCCAAAAAGAAUUCUCAAUCGCUCGGAGAAAACACCACUGCAGGAACUGUGGCGACAUCUAUUGCAACAGCUGCUCCAGCAAUGAGCUGGCUCUGCCCUCGUACCCCAGACCCGUCCGCGUAUGUGACGUCUGCCAUUCCCUUCUGCUCCAACGGAGCUCCAUCGGCUCAUGACAGCACUCAACAUAUCUGCUAAUCACGUGUGUAUGUGUGAAUCUACAGGCCAACUGUAUUAAUCAAACUCUCAAUCUGUUUUUUAACACUUAUGCAUUAAUUUCUAGUGGCACCACUGGCUUCCAUUUGACUAAAAUCGUUGUUGCAAAAUCAUAUGCAGUUUAUUUGACAGGAUACACUAGGAUGAUAACUAACAUGAAUAUGAUUGUAUUUAUAAUGAUAGUCUCCAUUUUAGGGAGAGCACUAACACAUGCAAACCUUUCAGUGGAUGCAGAUGAUUCAUAUUUCGUUACUCUACAUGCUUUUUAGUCUCCUCUUAUAGAAAUAGUACCAAAUUAAAUUUAUAAUGAUUUUGUAAAAGUGUUCGAUUUUAUUUUUUGAGACAUAGCGUUACUUUACCACUAAUUAUCACGAUUUUUUAGUUUAUGUGCUUGUAUUAUGAAAAUGUUAUCUGUGCAUGUCAUACAAAAAUAUAUACCACUAUCAGAGGUCAAAAAGUGGGACCAGUUCCUGUAUGAAGUUAGUAGAUAUGUAAAUUAUUCAAGAAAGUGUAAAUCAUUCAUAGAAUCAAAACUAACAAAGGUUUUAUGAACACACUUGUUCUGCUAAUAUAAUGAAUGAGGCUUAAUGUAAAUGAUUUUUGUCGUCCAAAGGUAAAAUUACAUUUAUAGUAUGCAAGACGAAAGAGGAGAUGGAUUGUAUUUUCUCCAACUUUUUUUGCUUGCCAGUUAAAGAAAUUUUUUAUAAAUCUUUUUAAAGCUGUCUGAAUACAAAAUGUCUAUUUUAGAUUGUAUGACAGUUUCCUGUGUUGUACCUUCUUUUGUCUCCUGUUCAUAAAGCUGUAAUGAAGUUUCUGAAGAUUUUAUAGAAUUGUGUACGAUUUAAUAAACACUGCCUCAAAGUA